Adineta steineri is the source of this 3276-nucleotide messenger RNA. The record is from the annotation of a GenBank genome assembly. Lineage: Eukaryota; Metazoa; Rotifera; Eurotatoria; Adinetida; Adinetidae.
AUGUUAUCAUCAUAUUAUGUCUUACACCAGCUAUUUCAUAUGGCUGAACGUCAUCCUCAAAAAAUCGCUAUAAUACUUGACGCUCAAACGUGGACCUACAGUGAAUUGAUUGAACAAGUUGAACGUGUAGUGGAUUAUUUGCAUCAUUUAAACAUCGUAAAAGGUCAAAUUAUUUAUCAGUUUGUUGAACGUAGUUUUGAAAUGGUAUGUGGAUUCUUGGGUAUUAUGUGUGUCGAUGCUGUAUAUUGUCCAUUAAAUCCAACAGAUUCUCCAUCGCGUCUUAUUUCCAUCUUAGAACAAAUACAAAGUGAAUAUGUUCUGGUUCAUCACACGACAUACAAACAAUUUCCAAAAGACAUAGUUAAACACGUUAUUCUCCUGGAGGAAAUUCUUUUUCCAUUAUCACAUAUUGAAGAUAUAAAUGAACUUCCAUAUUGUAUAGAACAGGGUCCCGCAUUUAUCAUAUGUACAUCAGGUACAACUGGUCGACCAAAAGCAAUACUUCAUACUCACAAAAGUUUUGCAGCAAGUAAUGCAGCUUAUAUUCAAUGGAAUGCUGAUAUGUAUACAAUCCGAGAUCAAGUUCUUCAACUCUCUACUUGUACAUGGAUUUUACAACUAUCAGAAAUUGCAUUACCAUUAGUUGUCGGUGGUUCUGUUGUACUUUUACGACCUAGUGGUCAUUUGGAUAUGUCGUAUUUAUCAAAAAUUCUAGUCAAUCAACAAGUAACAACACUUAUCAUUGGUCCAGCAAUAAUUCGAGGUCUUAUCGAUUUGUUUGAGAUUAGUCAACAAUUUGAUACAUUUAAAUUUGUACACAAUUUAUGUGUAACAGGUAACUAUAAAAUACUUUCUUUAAAUGUAGAUGUUACGAUAUUUUAUAAUAAUUUAGCUGAAGCGGUAAAUCCUCAACAAUGGACUAAAUUUAUUGGUUAUUUGAAUCUGUCGACUAUUCGAAUCAAUUCUCAAUAUGGUAUGUCAGAAUGUAACGGAGUUCUUGGCUGUCGUUUGUCAGAUGUCUAUAAUACAAGUAUACCUAUUGGUUGUCCAUUCUCUAAUGUUCGUUGUUUGCUUAUCGAUGAACACGAUAAUAUUAUUAAUAAUACGAUCAAUCCAAAUAAAAUUGGUCAACUUCAUAUAGGAGGGCCAACUCUGUUUAAUUGUUAUCUGAAUGAUUCACAACGUACAGAUGAUACACUUAUUACUAUUGAUAAUCAUACGUAUUUAAAAACAGGAGAUUUAGCUCGAUAUAAUGAACGUGGCGAACUCGUACAUGCUGGACGUGCGGAUUUUCAAAUUAAAAUUCACGGUCAACGAGUAGAAACAACUGAAAUUGAAGAUACAAUUAUGAAUUGGUCUCGAAAUAAAAUCUCCGGUUGUCUUGUCACUAAAUCACCACAAAAUGAAGAUUUAUUAGUUGCUUAUAUUGUUUCGCAUGAUUUAAACCUUAAUAUUGAAGAGAUUCGAAAUCAUUGUACUAAGCAUCUUCGUCAAUAUAUGAUUCCAUUUGAUAUGGUUGUUCUUGAUAAAUUUCCAUUGAAUUCUAAUGGAAAAAUCGAUAGAAAACAACUUCCUAUACCAUCCUCACUCAGCAGCGAACCAAUUAAUUCUGUUCCGAUUGACGAUACACCAAUUUCGGAAUUAGAAGAGAAAAUACACAAAUUAUGGUGCAGUGUAUUACAACUUAAUUCUGUUCCUCGUCAUGCAAAUUGUUUUGCAUUAGGUGGCUCUUCCCUUACAUUGAUUCAAUUUUUCAAUUAUUAUCAAUUUCAUUUCGCUCCCGAUAUGCAACUCAAUGUACUCGACUUUUUUAUCAGUCCAACAAUCGAUGACCAUGCUCAACUCUUAUUAAAUUGUAAAACAAAAACAAAAAUCAUUUGGAGUCCACUCCAUUUAACACAAGGAGUAGCGUCGUUUGCUCAAAAUCGUCUCUGGAUGGACGAACAAGUACGUUUUCAUAAAUCAAACAAUGAACAAGUAUCUGUUUUCAAUGAAUUACUUAUUUAUAAAUUAACAUCUCUUACAUCAUUCUCCAUUGAUCGGCUUCGUCAUGCUCUUAAACUUAUUGUUACUAAACAUGUAAUUCUUCGUACAGCAGUGAUAUUUGAUGAAGAAAGAUUGAUCCAAAAAAUCCUUCCAAUAUCACCCGAGCAUUAUGAAAUACAAAUAACUUAUGUAACAAAUGAACUUAAUAUAAAAAAGAUUUUUUAUGAUGAAGAAACAAAUCGAUCAUUGUUUAAUCUCGAACAAGGUAAAGUAUUUCGUUGUCAUUUACUUCUUCAAUCAUCUGAUAACGAUUUAAAACAUAAUGAUAUAAUUAUUUUCAAUUUUCAUCAUAUUGCAAUUGAUGGUAGUUCUAUUCAAGUAUUUAUCGAUGAUCUUCGUCAAAAUCUCACUACAGAAGAGUUAUCUUGUGAUGAUCAAGAGUGUAUUACCUAUCUUGAUUAUUCACAAUAUGAAAGAUUAGAAGAUUGGUCAAAUGCUCGACAAUAUUGGAAUAAAGUUUUAACAUCAUUUCAUACUUCAAUUAAUCAACAAAAUUAUCCUGUAAGAACAGGCAAAGCAAAAAUGACACCGUCAACAAGUGCUUGUUACCGUUGUAUUAUUCCCACAUCACGCGUAAAGCAACUUGGCUUGAAGGAUUUUUCACCUAACAGUGCAAUUGAAUUUUGGGGUGGUUUCGAUAUUAAUAAGAUUGUUUUGGCUCCCUGUUGUGCAGGUGAAAUUGUAUCAUUUUAUUGCUUUUAUCCAGCUUCUUAUAAUCAUCAAAGUGAAGAGGGUUGGAAUUUCAGUGCCACACCAUCGAUGCUAAUUGAGCGUUUUCCUGAUCUUGAUCCAGAUUUAUUAGCAAUUUUUAAGCAUUGUGAAGAUAUUAAGUUGUGGAAGUUGGUUGUUCAUGAACCCUAUCCAUAUUGGGUAAAGGGUUGUGUAGCAUUGCUUGGGGAUGCUGCACAUCCAAUGCUACCUGAUCAAAGUCAAGGAGCAUGUAUGGCGAUUGAAGAUGCGGCUGCACUGGGUAUUAUAUUCUCACCUAAAUAUUGGGGUAAUAAAAUACAUACAGUCGAGCAUGCCUUAAAGAUGUAUGAAAUGUUAAGAAAAACGAGAGCAACACGAGUUCAAGAGGCCAGUGCACGUGCACGAGAGAAUCUCAAUGAAAGAAUUGGCUGGAGUUCACAAAGAAAUCCUGGCAAUCAACAGAAUGCGACAACAAAAUUAACUAUUGAUGAAAUCAACGCUUAUGACAUGGAAAAACAUCUAGUCGAUCUUCUUAACUAG